Molecule: messenger RNA, 2555 nt
Organism: Morone saxatilis (striped sea-bass)
Lineage: Eukaryota; Metazoa; Chordata; Actinopteri; Moronidae
Product: receptor-type tyrosine-protein phosphatase H
Exons: 17
Coding region: 75-2342 (755 amino acids)
Biological process (GO): protein dephosphorylation; angiogenesis
Molecular function (GO): protein tyrosine phosphatase activity; cadherin binding
Source: RefSeq, a predicted model, not a curated record
CUUGAAGUUUAUCUGGAGGACAACAAAGGAAACAAGGUCAUACUAUGUGUGUAGCUUAAUAAACCAAAACAACGAUGAAGCCUUUAUCUCUCAUAAUCUUCUCACACCAUGUGCUGCUGUGUGUCUUCCUACUGUGGGCUGUCAGUGACUCCAGCGCAACAUCAACACCAAGUACAACAGUGACAAAAGAAACAAGAAUGGAAACCACAGUGAUCACUAGUACAGUAACAGACCCAACAACAAGACCACCACCUCCAAAUGCAGAAGGGUUCAAACCACUUACACAAAAUGAGACCAGUAUAACUCUGCAGUGGAAUAAAGUGAAUGAGAUCUACAACUAUACACUUGUGUUUGAUGGAGGGGAGAAAAAUGUCACUGCAUCAGAGGAACCUCAAGUGACAAUCUCAGAUCUCAAAAGUGGGACUGAAUACAAUUUCACUCUCUUCACUGUGUUUGUAAAUGUAAGAAGCAGAGGAGAAAGCAUCAUUGCAGUCACUGUUCCCUCAAUGGUGACUUUGGUCAAUGUGACUGAACGCUCUGUGACUCACAUAACCUUGCAGUGGAACGUGGAUGUGGAUAAAGACUGGAGCUACCUUCUCCAAAUCAAUGGUCAAGAUUUUAAGUUUCACACAAAGAUACACAACAAUGUUAUCUCACAACCAGUGACAUCCCUCCAGCCUGGAACUGAGUACCCAUUCACUGUGAUCACAAUGUUCUCUGAACUCAACAGCACUGCAUAUAAAGACUUCACAGUAACAGGCAUAAACUGUACCAUUGUCCAAUGGCAUGUUACUAACUCAUCGAUCCAAGGAAUGGUUGAAGGCUUGUUCACGAAUGCAACAGCCAUUAAUAAAUCACAACGUCACAUCAGCACUGGAGGUAGCAAUGUGUCAUUCACUGGCCUUUACCCCGGUGCAACCUAUGAGGUCUCUCUUGUGUAUGAAAGAAAUUCCAAAAUCUAUCCACAGUGUAGCCAUAGCCUGACAAUCAUUCCUCCAGAUUUAAGUGCGCACUGUAAAUAUUGGGCAGCUGGCUAUUCUGUCCUUGUUGCCUGGAAUGAAGCUCAUGGUCACUGGACUAAAGUGGAAGUGAAUGUGAGUGGACGACCAGAACCGUACAAAAUUGGUGCAGACAAACGACAAAUGACAAUUGAUGGAUUCCUACCUGCCAAAACAUACACAUUGUCUAUAGCUUCCCUGUCUGGUACUGUAAGGAGUCAACGGUUUUUGUUUUCAUGUCCCACUGAUCCAAGGGGAGUCAUCGGGGGGUCAGUAUUUGCUGUGCUGCUUUUUAUUGUCCUGGUCUGUCUGGCUGUCUUCAUUUUCCUUAAAAGACCAGAUAUUAUCAGCAGAAAAAAGCAGUUUAUUGGUGGUUCCAAAGUUCCUAAUAAAAAGGGCAAAGUCAUUUCUGUAGAAAAAUUCCCAGACCACUUCUCACAAUUAAGUGCGGAUGAGAACCGAGGUUUCAGCCAGGAAUAUGAGACCCUCAGUCCUGUUGGUACGGAGCAGACACGAAAGGAAGCUCUUCUACCUGAGAACAAAGCAAGGAAUCGUUUCACCAAUGUCCUACCAUAUGACUGGUGUCGGGUGAAGCUAACUACAUCAAAUCCCAACGUGACCUCCGACUACAUUAAUGCCAGUUACAUGCCAGGCUACAGCAGCAACAGAGAGUACAUUGCCACUCAGGGUCCUUUGCCCAACACUGUCAAUGAUUUCUGGACAAUGAUCUGGGAACAAAGAGUGAAAGGUAUCGUCAUGGUAACCAACUGCACUGAGGGAGGACGGACUAAGUGUGAACAAUACUGGCCUAGAGACAGUGAGUCUUGCCAUUAUGGAGAGCUGUUGGUCACCAUGAGAUCUGAGCAGCAGGAACCUAACUGGACACUGAGGGAAUUUAGUGUGAAACAUAGCAACAAAUCAGAGGAGCGCACGGUGAAACAUUUUCACUUCACUGCCUGGCCUGACCAUGGAGUCCCACAGGGCACAGAAAUCCUGAUCCAGUUCAGAGGACUGGUGAGACAGCACAUACAGAGAGAAGGGGCUGGAACACCGACUGUGGUUCACUGCAGUGCUGGAGUGGGGAGGACAGGCACUAUCAUUGCCCUGGAUGUGCUGCUUCAGCAGCUAGAGAAAGAAAGAGCAGUGAGCAUCAAUGCCUUUGUGCACAAGAUGAGACUGAGUCGACCACACAUGGUGCAGACAGAGUCACAGUACGUCUUCCUGCACCAAUGCAUCAUGGACUGUCUGCAGCCAAAUGACAAGACUGAAGAGAACAUAUAUGAGAAUGUAGACAUGAUAUAUGCCAAUGCCACUGCACUCCGAGAGUUUCACAAAAAUGCCUAAACCAAACAAUAUUGUGGGAAUAUUGCAGAUUAAUUAAUUAAAAACGAAUUCUAAAGUCUACAUGCUAUAUUUUGUGACCGUAAAUAUGACUGUAAAUAUGAAAACAUUGAAGUCUUAUAUAUUUACUGUAAAUGCAUAGCACAUUUAAGAUUUUAUUUAACUUAAUUUUUUGUCUUGCAUAUGUCUAAUGUGUUUUAUUAUUAUUAUUACAAC